Messenger RNA from Frieseomelitta varia, 6948 nucleotides. RefSeq lists its product as uncharacterized. The transcript has 3 exons. The coding region runs from base 2301 to 4202 and encodes 633 amino acids. The record is from RefSeq and is a predicted model, not a curated record. NCBI's taxonomy places the organism in Eukaryota, Metazoa, Arthropoda, Insecta, Hymenoptera, Apidae.
CGCGCCAUGCUGGAUCGGCAGCGAUCGUUUUCACGUUGCUAUUGCAACCGAAUGUGCUCGCGUUCUCCUCAUCGACGCGUUAAUUAAACGGUCUCCUGGCUCGCGAACGAUAAUUGACAAAGCCGGGGGGUUGGGGGGGAAACUCGUCGAGAAAAUCGAGACUAAUCGAACCGUCUUCGAACACUUCGUCUCUCACAGUUUUGAAACUACGUGGAGAGGAUGAAAAUCGCGAGCCUCGAUUCGGUGUAAACGUAGCGUAACUGGUUGUCAAGCGAGAAACAUCGAGUGUUGUGAAACGAAACACAGGAAGGAGUUAUUAGAUGUAUUAAUAACAAAGUGUACAAUUGAAAUUUUGAUAAAAUCGAACACUCGGAGAUUUGAAUUGAAAGUGGAAGAUUGGCUCUGAGAGAGUCGACGACAAAGUGAAACUGAAGAUUCUGUAAUUGCGUUCUGUAACUGAAGUUUUUUCUAUAAUUGGGAAAUUCGUGUUAAAUUGGAAUCAAGUUCUCUGGAAUUAAAAAUCAACGAUCAGUGGAGUUCGACGUCGAAAUAAAAUUGGAGAUCCGAGAAUUAAAUCGUAAUUAAGUUAUUUCUCCGUUGCUGAAACGUCCGAGGAGAAGUAAUUAAAAUCGAAGACUCCCGAAUUAAACUGUAAUUAGAGUUCCUCUCUAUUGAAAAAUAAGCGAACCAAGGAAGUCGACGAGGAAUUAAAAUUGAACACUCUGGACGAUUAAAUCGUAAUUUUAGGCCACUUUACCACUGAGGCUGCUGAAAUCAAACUGCGACUAAAUUCAAACCAAAGUCAAAACGUUUCGCAAAGGAAAACGCUAAAGCAAAAUUAGAACGGAACCUGUCGAGCAAUCGACAAACCAAAGUGGCCAAUCUCAGGGUCAAAGAUUCUAAAAUUAAAUCGGAAGUUUCCGUCAAAGUUGAUCGAAAAAUCAACAAACGAAUAUCGAAGCUUCUGAAAUUAAAUUCCUCGAAACAUCUACGAUCCACCUAGGCGAGUCGACCUACGACUACGAUCAAAGAUCCUGAAGUCUACCCAAGAUUGAAUUUUCCGGAGUAAGAAAAAAACAACCAAACAAGAGACAACGAGCUUCACCAGUCGAUGAUUCCAAAAUUAACUCGAACCAGCGAUCCGUAGAGAGAGUUGACCGCGACGACGCUCGUUAACUCGAAGGCGAAACCGCCGGCUCGAUAAGCUGUUAUCUGGCUGCAAUAAUUGCAGGCUGCGUGUAUCACGGCAUUGUCGUCGGACGUGAAGGCUCCGCUCGGUCGCGAGAACUGAUGACCGCGCGUUGUCAACAGGUGAUACGAUCGACGAAGACAAAAGAACGGGAAGAGAGGGGAACGUUAUCAAUAGAGGCGUAGGUUUGAAUGAAAGAGAACGAAGCCAGUUUCAAGUGCUAUCGUCAAGUCGAAAAACCCUGGUGAACAAGCGAUUGGAUCAGAGCGCGUUCCAACGUUUGAUCACGCAAUUGAACGGAGGCUUCGCGCGACUCGCCAGAAGCAGAUAGCGCGAUAACGUCGAAAGAGAGUGGAAAAGGAGUCUGGCGCCUCGUUUCUCUGUUAAAGUGACACGUCGCCUUGGCCAAUAAAAACGACAGACAGCUGUUCGAACCGAACGAAAUCGGCAGCUGCUCGUUCGUUGGCCCCCGUCGCUCUUUAAUUUCAGGCAGAAGCCUUAAUCCAAGUCGAGUCGAGUCGUCGGUGGCGAGUGGGGAAAAAGGAAAGAAGAAGAAAAAAGAAAGAAAGAGUGAUCGGCGGUGUCGGUAAUUUUCUCUUUAAUUUCGGAGCGAGGUUAAUUCAACGUUGAACCGUCAAUCGAGCAGAGAGCGGGAAGCAUAAGCGAUCGAUAGAUCCCUGUCUCUCUCUCUCUCUCUCUCUCUCUCUCUCUCUCUCUCUCUCUCUCUCUUUCUCUCUUCUGCUUGAAUUCCGAUCGAUUCCAACUGUGAGUCUAAAUAAUACCGGUGAAGUGUUAACAGGUCCCUCCUCGCCCGGCUUCUUAUUGCUUUUUCGUCUGUUGGCCUCUUUUGCUCUUCAAUUUCACACCGAGGCUUAACUAGUGAUAUCGAACCGUUAACCGAGCAGCGAGCAGAAAAAAAAAGAAAAUCGACAAAGUGCUUGAAUGUCGUAAAAUUGACGAGUCCGGAUAGUACCGAAGGGAUAUAAUUUCUUUAAUUAACGAAAGGGAGAAGGAGGAAGAAGAAGAAGAAAGUUUGGUGUGUUGGUUGCUUAUCUUGAUCUUGGAUUAAUGGUGAAACGAAGACGCCGUGAACGAUGACAGGGCGAAACUGAUGGAAAGGGGAGAACGAAACAGAAGAUUCGUCAGGAUGAUGAUGACACCGCCGCAGGUCGUGGGUGUUCUGUUGAAGAAGCCGGGACAACAGAACCACCCACGUUUCCCACCGUUAGACCCACAGGAGACGAAAAUCAGAGGCGAACUGUACGUGGAGGAUCUAGGUGAGAGAAGGAUCGUGUCCAUCAGAAUGGGAUGGCUUUGGGUCGAGGGUACUCCCAGGCUCCCGUUGAGGGCAUUGAACCUACGACAGGCAGCGCCCAGCCUCUGUCAACCACACGCGUUGGCUCUUGGGUUCACGCUCAGCAACUCGCAGGAUCACACCCUUGCCACUUUUUGGGCAGAUUCAGAGACCGUCUAUUGGUCGUGGGUGAGAGCAAUCGCGGCAGAACUGGUCAGACAAACGCCAUUCCGAGCUCAACGUUGUCUAAACUUCCUAGAAAUCCUGACAAUCUGUCCGAGAGGGCCUGUACCAUUACCGGACAGUCCCACAGAAUCUAGAAGACGUUCCAGAAGCGAGUUACGCUGCUGGCCUGGUGACUCUCCCACGGAGAAAGAUCCCAGAACAACCACGACGAUUCUGGAAGAAUCCAGAAGAAGAGCGAGGAGCGAAUUACGGGGUUGGUCGAGCAGCAAUUCGAGCGACGAGGACCUACUGGGCGACUUUCGAAGUAUACCAACGAUAAUAACGAAGGACCAACCGAUGACCAGGACCUGGGGCUGCAGCGAGAGUAGCGAAGGAAGCGACGACAGCCUUCCCUGGAGCGGCGUCUGUCGUUCCAGCGUGGAUUCCGUGGACUCUGCCGUGUCAAUCCCCGAGCCAGAGACCAGGGAACAGAGAAUACAGAGGUACAAAGAAGCCAGGAGACGAGAGAACGAAGCUCGAAGCAGAAGGGUAUUGGAAGAAGACGCCAGGAGACGAAAGGCUAGAGCCGAAGAGAACAACAACGAUAUCCUCAAGACGUACGGCUCGAGUAGAUCAAGAAGCAGGUUCUAUUCCGGCAACGACAACGACAGCUACUGUCUAACAUCAACGAGGAAAGAUCGCGACAACAAUGGCUACGAGACGUCUAGAGUGAGGAACGAGAAGAACAUCAUCAGCAGAUUGCCUCCGGUGAAACCCAACGAGUCAACCUUGGUUCGAUUCGAAGACGAUCACAGGAACGAGGACGACAAGAGGAACAACAACAGUCCGAGAAAUGGUAACGCCAGUCCUGGAAUACUCAGAACGGACAUGACGGAGAGAAGAAGCCGCGCGCGAGAAAGGAGAAGCGUGAGAGAGAAGGGCCAAUUGCUCCAAACGCAGCAAUUCAGCAAUACCGCCGUUGAGACGCUCCAAGAACGUAAGGAACGGCUGGCCCAAUUAUCCUCGAGGAUUCCCGUGCCUCGGCAAACGUCGCAGAACUCGAAACUCGCGGAGAAUUGCAAUUCGACGGCACUGCCCAAGUCGUCCACCACUCUGUCGGUCCUGACCGAGCCACCGUGCGAGGAAGACGUGGCCAGAUUGCUGGAACGGUGUCAGAGGGUGGACCAUUACGUGCCAGUGCGAGAGAAACUGACUUUGUUCGAGUCUCUGAGCAGGCUAGGCGGUCGACUGGCUAGGAGCACGGAAGAUCUUGGUCGAUCGUCCUCGAAACCGAGCCCCAGAGGGAAACAACGCGCCAGAUCGCUUCACGAUCUCAACAGAGGGGCCAGAGCGGUUCCAGUCCGAGAGAUGUGCCGAUUCUUCGAGGGGGAUAUCGAACACGAUCAGAAUCAGAAGACCUCUCUUGCCAAAACGAGGUUCAGCGAUCCCGUGACACCUACCAGGAACACGUGGAAAGAGUGUUCUGCGAGUUCCAAAGGCAACGAGGCGCCUUGCAUAAGAUCGUCCACGAGAAAGAAACAUUAUUUGAAGUAACUGGAGCGACUUGGGGAUUCAAUUUGCGGAUCCUAGGAUCUUUUGCGCAAUGAUUUUGAUAACUGAUAAUAUUAGCGAAUUGACAAAUGGAUUUUUUCCCCCUUUGCAGUCUUGCAAUUUCAAGUUAUAUAGAAACAGUCAAGUGGUUGGUGAUUUAAUUGACCACUGGUUUUUUUUUUUUCUUUACAUUUUGAAUUUUAAAUUGCAUUGAAAGUUUUGCAUUUCGCGAAAUGAUCAAGUAACUUAGUGACUUAAUUUUUAUUGGCACAAGCAAAAAGAAAAAGAAAAAUUUCACUAAUGUUAUCAGUUAAAUUGUGCCGAAGGAUGAUGUUAUCUCCUAGUCUUCGGUCUCUAGAUCUCUAACGCGUCUCUGCUGAGAAAUUCCAUGUUCGAAAGCAGGUCUUUCAGAGGAACGUGCUCUGUCCUGGUAUGUACACGUUAGAGUGACAGAAAAAAAAAAAAAACAUCGAAUCUAACACUUCGAAUUCCGAAAGAUUUCCUCGUGGAUCACAUCGUGUAAGGUUAAGAAGGAUCGAUCGAUUUAGGUGCGAAUCCGUUUCUCUUGACUGCGAUGGAUCGUCAAACUCGUGUCGAGAGAAAGUCUGGCUGCCUGGAGCAGCUAGGUUCUUUUUGCUCUCCAGAAUUCAAACUGUGCUCGAUACGAGGCUUUGAUCAGACGCGACGUUCAGCAUGCGACACGAACAUCAACGACGCCUGGCAAAGUACAGGAAGUACGGCGAGUUUUUGCCAAUUUUUCUUAUUUAUUGUAUCUUUGUUCUGCUAUUUCUUUUUUUUUUCUUUUUUUUCUGUACGAGAUUCCCCCGGAGAACCGAGCGUGAUUCGACGCCACGGAUAAAGAGCGCGUCGAAUCGAGAGAUGAAGAGGAAGAGAAAAGGAGAGGGAAUUGGAGAAACCGGUAGUUUCCAUUCACCGAACGCGAUUCUCGCGCGCGGACAACACCUGCCGAAUGCAAGUCGAAGUCGCGGUCUUCGAUUCCUCGAUUAACUUUCGAUUGAACGUCGUCGAUAUCCGGCGGAACAAAUUUUACAAACAAGAGACUGAACCAUCCAACCAAUUGAUUUCGUUAAAUGAAACCAGAGUUACGUUUUCCUGUAGUUUUUGAAACAAGUUGCAAUUAUUAAGUUGUAUAAAUAGAUUAACGAAAUUUUGGAAGCCCUGUGAGUAUUGAGGUUUAAUUUGUACAUAAAAUGACUUUUUUUUUUGGUUGUUUGCUUGAUAAGUUUGUAGAAUACGUAGAAAAAUAGAAUACGUCUGAAAAAUGGAAGAUGAGAUAUUUUUAUUACAUAUAAUUGGAACUGUAGUGUGGUUUUGCUAUUUAUCGGAGCAAUUUUUCGAGGAAUUGCUUGCCUUUAAAAAAAUUUAUGCAAAGACUGAAAUGAAUCGAAACGACUUGGAUAAAUAUUGUCUCGUUGACUGAUCUCAGAUUUAAUUACUGUAUUCAAUGUCCGGAUUUAUGAUUUGGAUAGAGUUGGAACCUGAAGUGAAAUUCGACAGUUUUUUGAAAUCUAAUUCUUGUUCAAAAGUAACAAGAAUGAUCUCAGACGUUUCUUGUUGCUACAUUCAACGUUUCACUACAUUUAUCUGAACUACAGUAUUUCAUUGGUUCACAACUCUGUCUGCGAUCAAGAAAGAUUUUGCGAAGAUUGAAAUAAAUAAUUCAAAGAAAUGAAGAAUUGAACACUUUCACUGAUAAUGAGAGCCAACUUAUCUUUAAUCUAACGUCACGUUAUCGAUGGACAAUAUCUUUUCUAUUUGACUGAUCAAUUUUUAUCAUCUUUUUUCCAUUUAACAUUCAGAAAGAAACAUUCAUCUCGAUAUGAACAAUUUCGAACAAAUAAUCAUCUUCCAACUAAACGCUACGAACUUCUCAAACAACUUGUUAUCUCCUUUCACGCGUACCUGAACGAAGAAAAUUCGCAUUUAAUUCGCUCGCCGUUUGAUCAAACGAUUCUUGUAAAUAAUUGAUUUAGUUAAAGAACGAGAGCCGGGAGAAUGUAACUAGCUAUCGGUCGGAUCUCGAACAUCCGUUUCAACGAACGGCUCGUGAACUAAUGUUGACUUCCGUUUGCUCUUCCAGUCGGGACGAUCAUUUCCAUUCCUGUUUCUCCCCUGCCCUUUCUCUCUCUCUUUCUUCUGUUUCUCUUUGUAUUCAAUUGGGUCAUGCGAACGAUCCCUAAACCGUAUCGUGGCUCUUCUCUUUCGUUCCGUAAAAAAUAAUCGCAUUAGAAACCAAACAGCAAAAGAAAAAAAAAAUAAUAAAAAAAAUAAAAAAUAGAAAAAGAACAGGUUUCAACGACGCACAGUGGCUAAUUUUGUCAAUUUACGCGGGCGAAAUGAAAAUGAAAAUGUUUUAAUGUUGAAUUCUUCUAAUUCGAAUUUGACAGCAUCUGAAUGCUAUGUAUAAAUUUGCUCUUAGUUGUUAAUAUUGAUUAUUAAUACACAAUUAUUUGACUUAUUUUCCUACUCGAUAUAGAUAUUAAUUAAUUUCUUAUAAAUUGUCUAUUUAAUAUAUGGGCAUUGAAACUUUUUGUUACUAUACACUUGAAUCACUCGUUAAAAAUACAAAUAUAUAUAAAAAAAAAUAUAUGUCUACGUAAGUUGUUUAAUUUAGCCACAGUGUACUGUAACAAGAUUCUCGAAACUUUUUCCUCAAAGUUUCUCAAAGUUCUGAUUAGGACACGGCUUUAUUAGUUAUCGGUAGCCCCGAGAUGCCGAGAAUUAAAAA